GCCUCUCCCUACACCCAGUCAUAUGCAAAGCAACCAAGCACAAUCUCAGAUCAUCUAUCCUACAUUUUCAACUGUCCAAGUUUUUUUCCUACAACAAGACCACCUGAUCGAUGGACCGGGUGACGAGGCUGGCAUCGCAGCGUGCAGUGGUGAUCUUCACCACGAGCUCCUGCUGCAUGUGUCACACAGUGACGCAGCUCUUCCGUGAGCUCGGGGUGAACGCGACAGUGGUGGAGUUGGACGAGGACCCUCGGGGAAUGGAGAUGGAGAAGGCACUGGCGAGGCUGCUGGGCCGCAGCUCCGGUGUGCCAGCAGUGUUCAUCGGCGGCAGGCUCGUCGGGUCCACGGACAAGGUCAUGUCGCUCCACCUCAGCAGCAACCUCGUCCCGCUACUGCGCAAUGCGGGGGCACUCUGGGUGUAGCUUAAUAGGGCCUUGUGCUCUAAGUCAGCUGAUGAUCCAAAUUAAGGGCUUCAUCAGUAUUUUGUAAGAGUACCUGAUAAUUUGACGAGUGAGAGUGUUUCCUUCCUGAUAUGCACUGGCCAUGGACAAUUGGACAUACAUGUGACCGAUGUAAGAGCUUCGGUAUUGCUCGUUGAAUCUGGCCUUCAGUUCGUGGCA
Messenger RNA from Panicum virgatum (switchgrass), 620 nucleotides. Its product is annotated as glutaredoxin-C1-like. The record is from RefSeq and is a predicted model, not a curated record. Bases 111 to 422 code for a protein of 103 amino acids. The transcript has a single exon. NCBI's taxonomy places the organism in Eukaryota, Viridiplantae, Streptophyta, Magnoliopsida, Poales, Poaceae.